Messenger RNA from Aspergillus fijiensis CBS 313.89, 658 nucleotides. RefSeq lists its product as uncharacterized. The record is from RefSeq and is a predicted model, not a curated record. NCBI's taxonomy places the organism in Eukaryota, Fungi, Ascomycota, Eurotiomycetes, Eurotiales, Aspergillaceae. The transcript is spliced from 2 exons. The coding region runs from base 114 to 551 and encodes 145 amino acids.
CUGAUCCUCAGUCUCAAGAACCAUCUUCAAUUGUUACAACUACUACCAUUACUACCACCACUACUACUACUCUAUACAUACAUCUCAACAUACAGCUUAUACAAUAUCCCACCAUGUCUUUCAUCGCUCGCAUCGCCCCUGUCGCUCGCACCGCCUCCGCGGCUCUCAAGCCCACUGCUCCCUCCAUCUCCAUCGGCGCCACUCGCGCUCUCUCCUCCAGCGCCUGCCUGAACAAGGGUCCCGUUGAAUCCGCCAAGGACACUCUCAAGGCCGUCGACCGCACUGUUUCCGAUGCUGCGGUGAAGGGUAUUGAGGUCGGAGAGACCGCCGCCGAGAAGCUCAAGGGUACCGUGGGCGCUGCCUCGGGCCAGGCUCAGGCCAAGACCGGCGAACUGCAGGGUGAUGCGGCUGAGUUGGCCGGCAAGGGCAAGGGUAAGGCCGAGGAGGCUUUGGGUCAGGCCAAGGGUGCUGCUGGCCAGGCCAAGGGAAAGACGGACGAGCUCCUGGGUGAAGCCAAGGGCAAGGCUAAGGAAACUGCUGGUCGGUUCUAGAUGAGCAAGUAUCAUCUUUUGAUUUUAUUGCGCGUGGUUUUUCUUUUUACUUGUUCCUUGACAACCACUUUCACUGGAUGAUGUGAUGACGAUAUGCUAGCUAUCAU